Messenger RNA from Nannizzia gypsea CBS 118893, 321 nucleotides. RefSeq lists its product as hypothetical. Bases 1 to 321 code for a protein of 106 amino acids. The record is from RefSeq and is a predicted model, not a curated record. NCBI's taxonomy places the organism in Eukaryota, Fungi, Ascomycota, Eurotiomycetes, Onygenales, Arthrodermataceae. The transcript has a single exon.
AUGGCUCUACCACUACGAUCAAUAACCUCAUUCCGAACCUCGUUCUCACCUCUCUCCCCACUUUCUCGGCCAUGCAAAUUGGUUCUCGCGCUUCUACAAACACCCAUGACAGCCUCUCCGUCGUCAGCAGCACAUAUAAAGAUCGACGUGAAGCAUCUACCGAAGAACUCCAAACAACUGCCUGAGAUGACUGUUGGGUUCCGGAACGGCAAGGAGGUGAAGUUGGAGGUGGGCAAGCUACGGCUUUCAGUAGGGGAUGUUAUGGAGGAAGUUGGGAGGGUAGGGAGACUUAUUGAGAGGGAGGAGAGUUUGAAGGGUUAG